AUGUACGGCGCCCACGUCCAUUCACACUUGGCUUUAUAUGGUGUUCAACGGGCUGUCCUGGCGCUGUUGAACAACGAUGUCUCGAAAUUGGGAGACGAAAAGAAAGCGAGCUCAGACCACGUCCGGGCUGUGGCUUACGCACUGCAUACAACUUACAACUCGCCACACCAGCCACACCAGCCACGACCUGGAAGGCUGCUCGCAGCCCCGCCGCAACUCCGAACCGCCCUUCUCGCUUCGUCGUUUCCUGCACAUGCGCCCCUGCUUCUCUUGCCGCGCUACUCGAGCUCUAUGCCGACGAUCGCGCAGCCCGAGUUCUGGAAGUCUCUCAUCCCGAAACCGUUCCGACCGGAGGAGAAGCUGCCCGACGACCCGAUGAUCAAGCGUGUCAAGGCUAAAAAGGUCCAAUCGAAGGAAUGGAACCCGGCGACCUUCUACAUUGUCAUUUUCCUCCUCAUAGGGUCCAUGUCCAUCAACCUCAUCUCGCUAAGGCAGUCGUUCGAAACUUUUAUGCGCCAGUCUGAUGUGCGCAUCGGCUUGCUCCGGGAGGUCAUUGAGAGGAUACAGAGGGGGGAAAGGGUGGAUGUCGAGAAGGUCUUAGGGACGGGGAAUCCGGACAAGGAACAGGACUGGGCCGAAGUUCUCCGCGAGAUUGAGCGCGACGAUGUGACACGCAGUCAGCGAAAGGAGCGCUCCCGGAGCAGCAGCAGCAGCAACAACAACGAGCCAACCACAAGGUCCAAGCCAGAACAAACGUCAGAACCGCAACCUACCGAGGCGAAGACUAAGGCGAUCAAAACGCGAACACAAGAAACCGGCA
Molecule: messenger RNA, 820 nt
Organism: Sodiomyces alkalinus F11
Lineage: Eukaryota; Fungi; Ascomycota; Sordariomycetes; Glomerellales; Plectosphaerellaceae
Exons: 4
Source: RefSeq, a predicted model, not a curated record